CAAUCACAGCAGCCCAUAUUGAGAGGUCCUUUAUUGAUGCUGGAGAAGGUGACUCUUCGGCGAACAGAGCUCUCUGCACGACAGAUAAACACAUAAACCCCAAAAGAAGACUGUUGUUGACGGAAUAAACAACAUGUCUUCUUUUGGAAGGGCCAUGGGGAUCCUCCGAGCGGGGAGCCGGAUCAUUAAAGGAGGACCUCAAAGAAUCACGAGCAGAAAUGGCAGCGGAGGACCUCACAUCGAGCCUCAGUACCGAGCCUACCCUCAAGUCACCAAGAACCAGAAGUUCCAGUCUGAGCUCAUCAGCGGGGCCAUGUGGUUCUGGAUCCUCUGGCACUGCUGGCACGACCCUGAUGCAGUUCUGGGUCACUUCCCAUGGCCAGACGCCUCUCAGUGGACGGACGAGGAGUUGGGAAUUCCAGCUGAUGAUGAAGAAUAAGGCGACUUCUUCAGUUUUUGGGGGAAAAAUUGAUGCUGAUCACGGUGAGGGAUUCAAGCUGCUGUGCAAGUCUUUGUGGAAGCCUUCAGGAUGUCUGCGAGUCGUUGUUGUACAUAGACGAAUAAAAUUAUCUAUUAAAGUGAA
This is a messenger RNA of Notolabrus celidotus (New Zealand spotty), 583 nucleotides long. It is a transcript of the gene ndufb2, whose product is annotated as NADH:ubiquinone oxidoreductase subunit B2. The transcript has 4 exons. Bases 134 to 439 code for a protein of 101 amino acids. Lineage: Eukaryota; Metazoa; Chordata; Actinopteri; Labriformes; Labridae. Gene Ontology annotation, cellular component: mitochondrial inner membrane. The record is from RefSeq and is a predicted model, not a curated record.